This is a messenger RNA of Lathyrus oleraceus (garden pea), 1029 nucleotides long. RefSeq lists its product as uncharacterized. The transcript is spliced from 7 exons. The record is from RefSeq and is a predicted model, not a curated record. NCBI's taxonomy places the organism in Eukaryota, Viridiplantae, Streptophyta, Magnoliopsida, Fabales, Fabaceae. Gene Ontology annotation, molecular function: nucleic acid binding. The coding region runs from base 1 to 1029 and encodes 342 amino acids.
AUGGUGUGUGAAUUUCCUGAUGUUUUCCAUGAAGAUAUUUGUGACUUACCUCUAGAACAUGAAGUUGAUUUUACCAUAGAUUUAGUACCUGGUACUAGACCUGUGUCUAUGGAUCCAUACAUAAUGUUUGUGUCAGAAUUGGGUGAACUAAAGAGUCAGUUAGAAGAUAUGCUUGAAAAGAAUGGUGGAAUAGCAGUGGAUUCAUCCAAGGUAGACGCGGUGCUACAAUGGAAGGCUCCUAAGUCAGAUACAAAGAUCAGAAGUUUUCUGGGAUUGUCUGGUUACUACAAGAGAUUUAUUGAAGGUAGGGUGCUUAUGCAAUAUGGAAAAGUGGCAGCUUAUGUUUCGCGACAGGUGAAGAUUUAUGAGAGGAAUUAUCUUACCCAUUAUUUAGAGUUGGCACCAGUGGUGUUUGUGCUGAAGAAGUUGAAGAUUGAGCACCAGAAGUCAUAUGGAAUGAUGCAACCAUUGGAUAUUCUUGAAUGGAAGUGGGACAAUAUCUUGAUGGAUUUUGUGACUGGUUUGUCGAAUACUCCUAGAGAGAGUGAUGCGAUUUGGGUGAUUGUGGAUAGAUUGACUAAAUCGGCAUAUUUUAACCUAAUUAAGAUCAGGCUUUCAUUGCAGAAGCUGACUGAGAUCCAUAUUAGUGUGAUUGUGAAGAUACAUGGUAUUAUGUCGAGUAUUAUUUUUUACACAGACCCAAGAUUCACGUCUAAGUUUUCGAAGAGUUUGCAGGAGGCUUUGGGUACUAGACUGAGGAAGUAUAUUCCCGAUCCAUCUCAUAUAAUCCAAAUUGAUAAUAUGCAUGUGAGGGAUAACAUAACUGUCGAGGCAUCACCUAUGAGAAUAGAGGAUCGUGAAGCGAAGCAGCUCAAAGGUAAAGAGAUUGCUCUAGUGAAGUUAUCAAAUUGGCAGCAUGGAGAAUGUCAUAGCAUAUUUAUGGGCAACUUUUGUUCGUCUUUGAAAUUUGUUGCCAUUAGCUACUACAACAUGCCGCAUAUGGGAAUUCCUGCCCCACCUAAGAAAUAA